AUGUUAUGUGAUGAAUGUAAAACAAAUUCGUAUGACUUUACUUGUAAAUGUUUAAAAAAGCUGUGUGUAUCAUGUUCAACAAAGCAUAUACAAUUAAUUGAAAAACAAUUUUCUGACAUAUAUAAUAAUGAUAUUAAAUCAAAAAUUGAGCAAAUAAAUGAUAUAUGUCAUCAAAAUAAUUCUAUUGAACAACAACAUCAAAUUAUUCAUGAUUGGAAAUCCAAACAAAUUCAAUUAAUUAAUGAUAUAAGUAAUGAAGCAUUAAAUAAUUUAAAAAAAACUCAACAAUUAUUAUCAACAAUAAAUAUUGAUGAUUUAGAAAAAAAUUUUCGUAUAAUUCGUCAUGAACAAUUAGAUGAAAUAAAUGAAUUUAAACAAAAUUUAUGUAAUAAAUAUACUGCCCUAUCAGAAUUAUCAUCUAUAAUUAAAUAUAAUACAUUAAAUGAUUUAUUAAAAAAUGCAUUGAAUUUAAUUUCAUUAGACAAUGACAAUAAUAAUAAUAAUAAUAAUGAAGAAGAAAAUUUUACUUCAUUUGUAGAUAAAUCGAAUAUUAUUUAUCGCAUUCCACGUGCACAUGCUGAUUGUUAUGGUGCCAUAGCCUGUCAUAAUAACGAAUUAGUUUAUUAUGAUUUUGAUAGAAAAACUAUUAUUGUUAUAAAAACAAUUUAUAAAACACAAUCAUUUGAAUAUAAAUGGCCUUAUGAACAACGUAUUACAGAUAUGGAUUAUUCAUCAAUAUUACAAUUAUAUUUAAUAUCAACGGGUAGAGGUACAUGUGAAUUAUAUUCAUUUGAUUCAGAUACAGGAAAUAUUAAUAUAUGGAUGACAUUUCAAUUAAGGCAAAGAAAAAUGCAAGUAUUAAAACGUUUUUAUUGUUCAUUAGAUAGUAUUUUUAUUGUUUUUUGGGAUAAACGUGGUGAUUAUAAAAAACAAUGUUGUGAUACAUUAUUAUUAAUUGAUUAUAAUAAAAAAGAAAUUGAAUAUAAAACAAUCAAAGAUUUAAUAAAUAUUGAUGGUGAAAUAGUAGAUGUUGCUUGUGAUGAUAAUUCAAAUGUUAUAUCAUUAGCAUAUCGUUCGACUAUCGAAAAUAACAGGGUAAUUGGUGUUUAUUUGUUUACUAAAGAAUGGAAUGUGAUAAAUGUUGUUCAAUUAGAUGCAACUAAUAAUUCUGAUUGUUGGUUUACACCACGCAUCAGUUGGUCGUCUGUUUUAAAUGUUUUUGUUUUUGUUGAAUAUACAUCUGCUACUUUAUUUAUUCUUAAUCGAAAUGGUAUAAUAAAAGGUAAAUCAACAUUCGAAGAUCAAAAUGAUGCCACUCAACCACUUAAUAUAUGUUUAUCAAAUGAUUGGAUAGCUCUGUAUUAUCAAUUAUCAAUCAAUAUUCAUAGGAUCAAUAAACUGUUGACAUAA
Molecule: messenger RNA, 1410 nt
Organism: Didymodactylos carnosus
Lineage: Eukaryota; Metazoa; Rotifera; Eurotatoria; Philodinida; Philodinidae
Source: the annotation of a GenBank genome assembly